AUGUCGCCGUAUCGUAUAACUACUGUAUUCGUCGUGUUGUUGUUUCACGUAUAUGUGCUGACAGCGCAGACUUUUCCAGUCGAAAAAAUAGCAGUCGGAGCAAUAUUCGACCAGAAUACUGAAGAAAUUCAAAAUGUGUUCAAAUAUGCAUUGACAAUGCACAACCAGAAUAUAAGCAGCCGACGAUUGGAACUGCAAGCCUAUGUCGACGUCAUCAAUACGGCCGAUGCAUUCAAGCUUUCACGACUCAUAUGCAAUCAAUUCGCUCGCGGCGUGUUUGCAAUGCUCGGUGCAGUGACUCCGGAAUCUUUUGACACGCUUCAUUCAUACACCAACACCUUCCAGAUGCCCUUUGUCACGCCAUGGUUCCCAGAGAAGGUUAUCCCACCGUCUUCAGGGUUGAUCGAUCACGCUGUGAGCAUGAGACCGGAUUACCAUAAGGCCAUUGUGGACACUAUCAUCUUCUAUGGAUGGAAGGAGAUCAUUUAUAUGUAUGAUUCACACGAUGGUUUGCUACGUCUACAACAACUAUACCAAUCCAUGCAGCCAGGGCGUACAGCAUUCCGUAUAACUAUGGUGAAACGAAUCAAUAACGCAUCAGACGCCUUGGAUUUUUUGCUAUCGUUGGAACACCAUGACCGAUGGGGAAACAAGCGGAUCGUACUCGAUUGCAACACAAAAAAUGCUAAAAAUAUCCUGUUGGGACAUGUCAGGAAAGUGGAGCUUGGCCGACGGACUUAUCACUAUAUGCUUAGUGGACUGGUUAUGGACGAUCAUUGGGAGAAUGAAGUCACAGAGUACGGUGCAGUCAAUAUAACAGGGUUCCGCAUCGUCGACCACUCGCGCAAGAUUGUGCGCGAUUUCAUGGACGGUUUGCGUCGGAUGGACACACGUUUCAAGGGAACCAUAUCGGCUCAAACCGCUCUUAUGUACGACGGUGUACAAGUCCUAAUGGACGCUCUGGGAAGACUGUGGAGAAAAAAGCCAGAUGCUUUUAGGAAUGCUUUAAGACGGGCCGCAGGACAAGCCAACUCGACGAAAGUGAUCGAUUGUAACCCAGGCAAAAGUUGGGUAGUACCUUUUGAGCAUGGCGACAAAAUAUCUAGGUUGAUCAAGAAGACUGAUAUAGAGGGCCUGACAGGAAAUAUUUCAUUCAAUGAAGAGGGACAUAGGUUCAAUUUUACGUUGCAAGUCGUCGAAAUGACCAUUGCAAGCGCUAUGUUGAAGGUAGCAACAUGGACGGAUAUGAAUGGAUUGAUUCCCAUACAACCAAAAUACGUUCAUCAACGACCCCCUACCUUGUAUGAUACUAAUAAGACCUACAUUAUAACUACAAUACUACAAGAACCAUACAUAAUGCAGAAACAAUCGGAAUACGGUCAAAAUGAAUAUUAUGGAUUUUGCAAGGAUCUGGCUGAAUUAAUUACAACCAAGAUUGGUAUAAAAUACGAGCUCCGAGUUGUCAAGGACAACAAGUAUAUGAGUGGGAGCCCUACGGAUGGAUCGACUGAAUUAGUAGGCGAGAUUGUUAGGAAGGAUGCCGAUAUAGCGUUUGGACCGUUGUCCAUAACGCCAGAACGAGAAAAACUGGUGGAUUUUAGUGAACCGUUCCUGUCAAUUGACAGUCCUAUUACGAAUAAAAGAAUACCAAAACAACUGUCGGAUACAUUCAGCUUUCUGCGACCUCUGUCUAAGGAAAUAUGGUUAUGCGUCCUGUUUAGCUUUUUUGCUGUCAGCAUCGUACUAUUUCUGGUAUCUAGAUUUUCACCACAUGAGUGGCGAUCUGUAUCAAUAUCGGAUACACAUUUGGAUCAUCCGAUCAGCAGCACUAAUGAGAUAAUUCUACACAAUGAAUUCAGUAUCUGGAACUCAUUUUGGUUCUCGCUGGGAUCGUUUAUGCAGCAGGGCAGCGACGUCGUACCGAGGUCUUUAUCAGGACGAAUAGUGGGCACUGUUUGGUGGUUUUUUGCCUUAAUCCUGGUUUGUUCUUACACGGCAAAUUUGGCAGCAUAUCUCAUAGUGGAGCGUAUCACUGAACCACCUCAGACCGUCAGCUAUCCAGCAGGCUUGGCACAAUCAGAAGGUUCAUUCUUUUCGGGUUAUCCAGUGAGAGACACGGUAUCAAACGAUGGAUCCAUUGCGUACUAUUCUAUGGAAAAAGGCCCUGAAAUGACGUGCAAUACGAUAUCCAGAGUAUGUAAAUAUAAACAUACCGAGCUUGCUAUCGCGACACCAAAAGGAUCUCCUAUGAGGGAAAAUAUAAAUCUGGCUAUAGUGAAUUUGAAAAAGGAUGGAGUUGUUACUAAGCUUUGGCGGAAAUGGUUAAACACGAAGAAACCCAACUGCGACGUAAAAGAUGAGGAGCCUACAAUCACAGAAAUGACCUUAAGCCAAGUAGCUGGAAUCUUCUAUGUAUUGGUUGGAGGUUUAGCACUGGCAUUAACUGUGGCGCUCCUAGAGUUCUGCCAACAUGGACGUGCAGAGGCAGCACGCGCAAACGUGCCAUUGCGUGCUGCUUUACGUGCAAAAGCCCGACUCGCAUCUCGAACUGACCGGAAGGCCCCACCUAAUCAUACACCGCAGCGUGACCACGACCGUCUGGGUUGGAACGGCGCUGCUUUUGCUGGGUACUUCGCAGCUGGCACUCAAAUCUCCCAAGAGGAUGCUGUGCAUGCCAGUUUCACGCAUGUCUGAUCCUCGGAGAAGGGCG
Messenger RNA from Achroia grisella, 2710 nucleotides. Its product is annotated as glutamate receptor 1-like. Gene Ontology annotation, cellular component: postsynaptic membrane; plasma membrane. The record is from RefSeq and is a predicted model, not a curated record. Gene Ontology annotation, molecular function: glutamate-gated receptor activity; transmitter-gated monoatomic ion channel activity involved in regulation of postsynaptic membrane potential. Lineage: Eukaryota; Metazoa; Arthropoda; Insecta; Lepidoptera; Pyralidae. The coding region runs from base 1 to 2694 and encodes 897 amino acids. Gene Ontology annotation, biological process: monoatomic ion transport; synaptic transmission, glutamatergic; modulation of chemical synaptic transmission. The transcript is spliced from 18 exons.